AUGGGCCAAAAGCACACAUGCCAUUAUGAUCUUUCGCAUAUCGCACAUGUUUCGGUACAGACAAAACCUGACUAUAAGGACAAAAGCAAGAGCCGCAGUCUUGAAGGUUUUGUUCUUGAUCCUUAUGCGUUCGUCAAUCACAUUCUGUUGUUAUGUGCUGUCAUUGCCUAUCCAGAAUUGACAAAAUCCGGACCAUUGCUAGAUUAUUUUGUGAAUGAAUAUUGUCAUCGAAUGUCAAAUCACAAAAAACUAAUGGAUAAGAAACAUCAGCAAGAACUGCCAUUUGAAAUUGAAUGGAUAUGGCAUGUACAUCGAUUACAUCCAAUUACCUAUCAGCGUGAUUUACAAACAAAUCAGAUUUCUAAUAUGGAUGUGUAUGAGAAAAAAAAAGUUAAACAUGAUGGUUGUGGCUCGUGUCCAAGAAUGGCAAUCGAUUACCACAAAAGGGUAAAAGGAACAAUAACGUUUCGUUCAUCGAUCGAUUUAGUUCACGCUGUUGAACGUCAACAAGAUUUUCUAGCGAAAUUUUCUCGUCAUUAUUUAUACACAUGUAAUUUAAAAUCUGAUGUAAACUUAAAAGAAAAGUUCGUGCAACUCGUACAAACAUAUGUUUCAUUUAUGAAAUUAGCCGACAAGAAUCAAAUAAUUGUUCCAACGUUUGAUAUUGACUUGAUAUGGCAUACACAUAUGCGAAAUCCACUUCAAUAUCGUGCCGCAUGUAUGCAACUAUGUGGUUUCGUAUUAAAUCAUGAUGAUGAUACUUCCAGUGAAACACUAAAUGGAGCAUAUGAGAAAACAGCUGAAAAAUGGAAAAAGACGUAUAACACUGAAUAUGGAUAUAGUUGUGAUAAACAACUAGUGCAAGAGAAAUUGGAGAGUGGUGCAGGCUGUGCUUUAAUUGUACCUACAUUGUUCAUAUCCGUAGCCAGUAGAGGAGGAGAUGGAUAUGACGCUGCAUGGGGAGGUGGCGGCGGUGCAUGUAGUGGCGGUGGAUGUAGUGCCGGUGGAUGUGGUAGCGGAUGUUGA
This is a messenger RNA of Didymodactylos carnosus, 1026 nucleotides long. NCBI's taxonomy places the organism in Eukaryota, Metazoa, Rotifera, Eurotatoria, Philodinida, Philodinidae. The record is from the annotation of a GenBank genome assembly.